UUUAAUCUUCUCUCUAACCACCAAACAUUCAUUCUGUCACCUCUUGUCCAAAGACCUCAAACCCAGCCAUCAUGUCUGACCAACCUACCCUCCGCCUAGCAACCCCCGAGGACGUCCCUCUCAUCCUCCAAUUCAUCCGCGAACUCGCCGACUACGAAAAAGCCCUCCACGAAGUCGAAGCCACCGAAGAGUCGCUUCUCGCGACGCUCUCCUUCCCCGACACCCCACCGCGGCGCGGCGCCGUGUACACCGCGCUGAUCACCCCGCCCAGCGCCCCCAAGCCCGUCGGCAUGGCGCUGUUCUUCUACAACUACUCGACGUGGCGCUCCGCGCCGGGCAUCUACCUGGAGGAUCUCUACGUGCAGCCCAGCGCGCGGGGGAACGGCUACGGGCUCAAGCUCCUCAAGUACCUGGCGGCCAAGGUGCUGGAGGUCAACGGGCGAAGGCUGGAGUGGAGCGUGCUGAAGUGGAAUGAGCCCAGUAUUAAGUUCUAUGAGCAGGUUGGGGCGGUCGGGAUGCAUGAGUGGAUGAAGAUGAUGGUGGAGGGGCCCGCGUUGGAUAAUUUGGCCCAGGGGGUGUGAGUUGUCUGUAUUGCGUUUGGUUUGCUAUUCCGGGAUAGAUUAAAAGGUUGGGUGUUGUUUUUGUUUAUCAUAUUAGGGUUUGAGGAAUGUUAGAGAUGUUCUAGCUUUAUUUGUAAGACAUACUGCGGGGUUGUAAGGGAGUUCGAAGAC
Messenger RNA from Aspergillus steynii IBT 23096, 731 nucleotides. RefSeq names its product GNAT family N-acetyltransferase. Gene Ontology annotation, biological process: protein acetylation. The record is from RefSeq and is a predicted model, not a curated record. Lineage: Eukaryota; Fungi; Ascomycota; Eurotiomycetes; Eurotiales; Aspergillaceae. The transcript has 2 exons. The coding region runs from base 72 to 581 and encodes 169 amino acids. Gene Ontology annotation, molecular function: N-acetyltransferase activity.